Colletotrichum siamense is the source of this 1230-nucleotide messenger RNA. Its product is annotated as D-xylose 1-dehydrogenase (NADP(+)) 2. The record is from RefSeq and is a predicted model, not a curated record. Gene Ontology annotation, molecular function: nucleotide binding. NCBI's taxonomy places the organism in Eukaryota, Fungi, Ascomycota, Sordariomycetes, Glomerellales, Glomerellaceae. The transcript has 2 exons. The coding region runs from base 1 to 1230 and encodes 409 amino acids.
AUGGCUUCAAUCUGGGGUCUCCUCCGGCGCAACUAUUAUAUCUUCAAUCCGCCGGUCGCGCCACGGCAAGAUGGGGCUCUCCGCUUCGGUAUUCUUGGUGCGGCCAACAUUGCACCCAUGGCCUUAAUCAACCCGGCCAGAUCCCAUCCAGAGGUUGUCAUCCAAGCAGUCGCUGCCCGCGACCCAAAGAAGGCCGCCGCGUUUGCGGCGAAGCACGGCAUCCCAGACGUAAAGCCAGACUAUCAGUCCAUCAUCGACGACCCCUCAAUUGACUGCAUCUACAUCCCACUCCCUAAUGGCUUGCACUAUGAAUGGACCGUUAAGGCACUUGAGGCGGGCAAGCACGUCCUCCUCGAGAAGCCGUCUGUCGCCAAUGCUCGAGAGGCGGAGGCGCUUUUCCGACUGCCACUACUCAAGGAGGCGAAGGCCCCCGUCCUACUCGAGGCAUUCCAUUACCGGUUCCAGCCCAGCUGGCAGUACUAUCUGACCCUGGUCGACGCACCGAACGUCGAGCAUGUGAAGGCUAGCGCACACAUUCCGUGGUUCAUUAUUGGGAACGACGAUAUUCGGUGGGAAUACGAUCUUGCCGGCGGUGCUCUGAUGGACCUUGGGACGUACACCAUCAGUGCGAUUCGCCAGACUUACGGCAUCGAGCCUGACGAAUGUCUGGAGGCCAAGUUCGACACCAUGCCUCCCCCCAAGGACACGGCUGACCACUCGUGGAACGUCACUUGGCGGAUGAAGAACGGCGGGACCGCAGAGGCAGAGGGAACGCUGCGGGCCGGGCUCGCUGCCAUCGGAGUGCCGAAGCUGAUUGUCACGCACAAGGAGACCGUCGUCGAGGACGCCAAGCUGCCGGUCGGGCAGGAGAAGACGCGCAAGCGCAAGAUUGACUUUGCCAACUUCAUGUUUGGCGGCAUAUGGCAUCGAAUCGACGUCAGUGACGAGUUCGUCAUCAAGAACAAGAGCAACGGGGCGGUGGUGAAGAGGUGGACGGAGAAGCAGUCGAAGAAGGCGUACACCUUCCAGGAGGUGGGCAUUCAGGCCGCCAGCGAGGAGCACUGGAUCACGUACCGACACCAGCUGGAGCAGUUUGUCAACCGCGUCAAGGGGCGCGAGACGCCGUUUUGGGUGGACGGGGAGGACAGCAUCAACCAGAUGAGGAUGAUUGAUAUGGCGUACGAGAAGGCGGGCUUGCCGCUACGCCACUCGCCUGGCGUCACGAUUUGA